Octodon degus (degu) is the source of this 2057-nucleotide messenger RNA. It is a transcript of the gene Tmem232, whose product is annotated as transmembrane protein 232. The record is from RefSeq and is a predicted model, not a curated record. The coding region runs from base 5 to 1984 and encodes 659 amino acids. Lineage: Eukaryota; Metazoa; Chordata; Mammalia; Rodentia; Octodontidae. The transcript is spliced from 13 exons.
AACUAUGCCUGUUAACAAAUCACCUGCAGUUAAUCAGUUUGGAUUAAUAUCUUCCCCUUAUCAUCAAGAACUCUUGAAAUUUAAUUUUCAAACCUCAGGUAAAAGUAAGAGUCAUAAAUCAAGGUCACUAUUAUUAAUCAGAGAAAAGUUCAUCUUGAAAUUCAAUCAAACCCGGAAUCCAGUAGAGAAGAAAGAGCUGCUAGAACAAGCGAGAAAAAACAUUCUAAGAUGUAAGAGAAAACUGGGUCUCAGUUCCCUGGGUUCUGGGAAGCACGUGCAUCUUCCUUUUGCGUGGACUGAAGUAAUAUAUCUGGCGCAAUGCCAAGGAGAAAUCCAAGACGAAGCUUUAAGUGUGCUUCAUGCGUCCCUGGACCACGCUCCCUUUGAUGAGGAUCAUCUGCCUGCCUUAUUUUUUGUUGCGGAAUCAGUUUUGCAUAGGCUCUGCUGUGAUGCAUUCCUGAAGGAGUUUUUAUAUUCUGUUGAAAUAAAGCUGACAAAGAUUGGCUAUUUGAUCUUCUUACGGCUUUUUAUAUUUUUUCUGCACGGUCAACUACGGAGUUUUAAAGAACAUUUACUGAGGCUCCAACCGUAUUCAUAUGCACUUUUCGCUUCUAGAGAGUCAUAUCACAAGUAUCCAAAUAUCUUUUCAAAUAUACAAUUCAUGCUGAAAACGUUACAAAUCAUAUGUGAAAAAGAACUCUAUCCUGGAUCAGUUUUUUGCAUUGUGGAAAAAAAGGAAGGAUUUGAGAACACAGAUUCUGAUACGGCACAUUUGCAGAGUAAUCAUGGAGGACAUGAAGUGAGCCCCCUGCUCUGGCACUGCGUUGCUGCUUGGUUUUGUGUUCAGAGCAGCAGCCCUCAGCUGAAGAACGUGCUUGAGCAUCUCGCCAUGCAUAAAAUGCAGCUGCAGGAGAAAUGCUGGUUGGAUUUAGUACUGGCCUUGUUGGUCCUUGGAGAAGCUGCCAAAUUAAAUAUGACCUGCUUGAAAACUUUAAUGGACCUCAUGAGAGAUUUUCUUUUAAGCAUUAUGGCUGUUGAGAAACAGGAGAAAUGGCCCACAGGAGAAGAUCUUUCCUGGGCCUGGAAUAUAGUUCAUAUGUACACAACGACCAUUGCGGAGAUCUGUUUAUAUGCAGCCACAUCUGAUUUGCGGAAAACAGCCUUUGUUGGUCUCUGUGGGUGUGAAUGUCCUCACAAAAAUAUUCUACUUAUUGACAAAUCAGAACAGCCAGAAUUGCAGACAACAAGUAUUUUAAAUCUUUUGGAAUUCUUCUCAUCAAAAAUAUCAGAUAAUUGUGAUCAAGUGGUCUGGAUUGGAUACUAUGGCUUAGUGUAUAACCUGGUGAAAAUGUCAUGGGAACUUCAGGGUGAUCUGGAGGAGGAUGGACUUGGAAAUAUGAUUUGGCAAACGUUACAAAAAACGAAGGAUUAUGAGAAAGAUGCACGGAUCCUAAAUGCCAUUACUAUAGCCCAGGCUGAAUUAAAUGACCGAAGCGAUCCCUUUACAAGAUGCCGCACAAAAGUCCCAUCAAAUGCUAAAGAAGAGGUUUUCUCUAAGUUCAUUGGGUGGAGAGUUGCCAACGCACUUUCCAAGCUAUUGUUUCCGCCUCUUGAUGUACAUGCACUUCCUUUAAAGAAACCAGCAGCAAAGCAGGACCAAAUGAAAUAUCGGAAUAGAAAACAGGAAUCCAUGAAGAAGAGGGUUCUACAUUUUACUAUAAGGGAACGUCCUUCUCUUUCAGAACUUCCCAUGUUCUCGUAUCCAGAUUUCUUCACCAAAGCGGAUAAAGAAUUGGCAAAAAUUAUUGACCAUCACUGGCAGAAAGAGCUGGAGAUCCAACAAAGAGAAGAUGCAAGAUGUGAAGCUAAAGAACAGAAAGAUAAAGAGUUGGAGGAGAAAAAACACUUCCAAGAAAUUAUGAAGCAAAGAGAAGCGAAGUUGCACAAGCAAACUAAGCCCUACGAGCUUCCUCCCAGGACUUAAGUAAUCUCCUUAGGAAAAAAAAAAUCACUCACAAAAACAUUGCGGUUGACAUGCCAGAAAUUGCUAGCACAGA